Molecule: messenger RNA, 1264 nt
Organism: Pseudoliparis swirei
Lineage: Eukaryota; Metazoa; Chordata; Actinopteri; Perciformes; Liparidae
Gene: cntd1
Product: cyclin N-terminal domain containing 1
Exons: 6
Coding region: 76-756 (226 amino acids)
Biological process (GO): reciprocal meiotic recombination
Cellular component (GO): site of double-strand break
Source: RefSeq, a predicted model, not a curated record
AUUUUCCUGAUAACGCAAGAACUCCGACUUGAUCCGCUGGCCGGAUACCAUGCCAUCGAAUUAGUCCAAAGGUUCAUGGUGAAGCACCUUACAGGGUUGUUGGCCACAUCCACACCAGAAGACGCUGCUGCUGAUGAACCAGAACGUUCUGAGGAGGCUGUGUUGAAGAAGAUCAAGGACACAUUCCACCUCAUCGUCUUCUCCUGCGUACAACUUGCAAGCAAGCUAUCUUUGCACAGUCAUUUGAUCGACAACAACACAGCUGUGCGCUUUCUGCGCUCGGUCGGCCUCCGUGUUUCCAAGCAGACUCUCCUGGAAUCAGAGCUGAUGGUCUUAAAGGGGCUUGAAUUCAGGCUAGACGCUCCUAACCCGCUGACAUAUGUGGAAAUCCUCCUGGAGGUGCUUGGACAUAAUGAGCCAUCCAUCCCUGUGGAGCGCCUGCAUCUACUGUGCCACCAAGUCCUCCAGUUCGUCAGCCUGCAGAGGACGGCCAUCUACGACUCCUUGUUAGUGAUGACCACUCGCUGCGUCAGCCCGUCCAGAGAACAACGGGAGACAUUCAUGACAGUGACUGAGGACCGCAUGCUUCUUGGUGUUGGUGUUAUCGCCGUGGCUACAUCCAUCCACUAUUUUGGAAAAUGGGAACAGGUAGUCGGAGAGCUGAGCCACAUCACAGGAAUCUCAAAGAGGAGCAUCAGCGAAUUUGUUCAUGUGACGUUGACGCACAUUGUUAGUCCCUCUGUAACCUCAACUUGAGUCUCGAUAACGGUCCUUCUAUAAUUUUAUUGUUCACGGUUAAGUUUGAUUUUUAGCUGUAGAAGUUGGUGAUGAACAUACACCUAAAGCAACAUCUGUGUCCUGAAAUAUGUCUAAUGUAAUAUUACCAAAACCAAUGAUGACUUGGUAGUUUGCUAAAUGUAAUGGAUAUUGUAUUAAACAACAACGUACUGCUAAUAUACUGCAUAUUCCCCCUGCUGUUAAAUGCCCUGUGCCACAUUGACCCACUCUCUUGAAUUAGAUGCAGAGUUGUUUAUUGCAAUACUCAUUAAGUUUCCAAAAUGUUAAAUAGAAAACGUGUCCAGCUGGAGGUCAAGAGGACCACGGUCAGAAGGUCAUCAAUCGUCUGAUUCUUCUGACGAACCUCUGAAACUGAGGACAGAAUUAAAAAAACAUGAAUAUAAUGUCCCUCACUUCAAACAUGUUAUGUUUUCAUUUGGUGCCGUUUCCGAUUUGGGAUAAAUAAACAUGUACGACCAUAUUGUCA